Dimorphilus gyrociliatus is the source of this 790-nucleotide messenger RNA. Lineage: Eukaryota; Metazoa; Annelida; Polychaeta; Dinophilidae. The record is from the annotation of a GenBank genome assembly.
GUUCCUUUUAUUUUAUUGAGCAGCCAGCGACAUGAGUGAAUCUGAUCUGAUUUGUCAGUCUUAUUUAAUAAGAUAUGUUUUACCACUUUUUAUCAUCAUAAUAUGUUGGAAAUAUUUUGGAAAAUAUAUACAAUUUUCGAAAUUUCAUGAUAAAAUCGUUGCGUAUGUCACGAAUAGAAUUGCUCUAUCGCUGAAUAAAUCGAAAUAUGUCAGUACCCUGAAAGAAGACCUUUUCCAACCACUUCACUAUCUAUCAAAGACGGAAUCAAAGUUGAAAAUAGUGGAAAUAGGUGCAGGAUCUGGUGCUAAUUUUAAAUAUUAUCCAGAUAAUUCAGAAAUUAUUUGCGUUGAGCCAAAUGGUUGUUUUAAUCCCUAUUUUAGGGAAAAUCUUCCAAAAAGAUUGCAAGAUAAAGUAAAAUUUGUGAUAGGUAGAGCGGAGGAUAUGGGGAAAAUAAAAACCGGCUCAGUUGAUGCAGUUGUUUGCACUUUAGUACUUUGUUCCGUAGACGAUCAAGCUCAAAGUUUAGCUGAAAUAAAGAGAAUUCUAAAACCUGGAAGGAAUUUUUACUUUUUUGAACACGUUGCCGCACCCUCUGGACUAUCAAAACUAUGUCAAUAUCUCAUCAAAGGACUUUGGUGGAGAGUUGGGCAUUGCAGAACGUUUUCAGAUACAAAACAAAUUGUUAAGGAAGCUGAUUUCUCGAGUAUUGAUACUAAACAAUGCAGAGUUCCUGUCCCAAUAUUUGUUCGUUUUAUGAAGUUUGGACUUGUGGGAACGGCUACGAAGUGA